AUGGACAAGUCUCAGAACAAAUAUGCUGAGUCGGCAGUGCCAGCGCCCAUGGGUCUCCUUGGUCUGGUCCUGCUCUGGGUGCUGACGGCAGUGACUUCAGGGAAAAUUCCAGACUCGCUGGUGGAGCAGGCGGCCUCCUGCAUGACUUCAUGCUCAGGUUCAGCUGAUCCCCACCUCCCCCUGGGCACCAGAUACACCUAUCACUUUUCCACCAACACCAGCACCAGCCUGCAGGGGGCCCAGGAGGAGGGGAGUGGCCUUGGUCUCCAAGGCUUGGUCACCCUUGAUGUGCUUGGCCCCUGCCAGAUGGCUUUACGGCUCCAACACUUCCAGGUGACAUCCAUCCUGGGGUCCAAGGUGGAAGUUCUGAAGGAGUCAGAGAGUUUGAGUGCCGCUCUGGGCCGCGUGCCGCUGCGCUUCGUCCUGCACGCAGGGCGCGUGGCACGCCUGUGUCCUGGCCGCCCCGAGCCGCGCUGGGCGCUGAACGUGAAGCGCGCUGUGCUGAGCCUCCUGCAGGGUCGCCCGGGCACCCGCAGCCCCCAGACCGUCGAGGAGGUGGACAUCCUGGGCAGGUGUCCCACCACGUACCAGCAACGCGGAACCAGGCUGCACAAGACCAAGGACCUGGCGCGAUGCUCCCUGCGCAGGGUGCGCGCCUCCCUGCGCUCCCAGGCCCUGCCCGCCGCGGAGGUGAGUGCUGCCUUCCGCCUGACCUGCGUCCAGAGUUUCCAGGCCGGCGUGCUGGGGGAGGCGUCCUGCAUGGAGCUGGACACUGUGGGGCCCCUCUCCGGGGAGGCGAGUGCGGUGCAGAUGCGGACCCUUUCCUCGCUCACCCUGCUGUAUGAGAUGCCCCGGGACCCGGCUGUCGCAGAUCCAGACGAUGGAGACUUAACCCCAAGCAGCCUGUUGUACGAAUGGGAGGAGACACCAUCCCAGGCUACGGUGGCCACGGUGGCUGCAUCAGUGAGGAAGCUGUGCCUGGCUCAGACCACAAGCUUCGAGGCCGCAGAGCUCUUCCUGACGCUGGUGUCUGAGCUCCGGGGCCUCUCUGCGGAUGAGCUCAUGGAACUCUGGGAACAUUCUUUUUUCAAAUGCCGAGACAACUGGCAACCGCUGGUGGAUGCCCUGCCCUCCUGUGGCACCAAGCCCUGCGUGAGCCUCAUGGCGGAGCUCAUUGUGUCCGGGGAGUUGGAGGCAGAUGAGACAGAGGCGUGGCUCUGGUCGCUGGCCUUUGUCCCGCAGCCCACAGAUGCCAUGGUCCACGCGCUGCUGCCACUGCUGCAGACCCCGGAGGCCAGCCCCAGCGCCUUCCUGGGCAUCUCAGCUCUGGUGCAUAACCUCUGUGUGUCUCUGGACGGGCCCUGCGGGCAGCUGCCUGGUGUUGGCUCCCUCAUGAGGAUCCUGGAAGACGCCUUGGGUGCCAAAUGCACCUUCCAGGAGCCCUCGGAUGCUGAUCAGCUCCAGCUCGUGCUGAAGGCCAUUGGCAAUGCCGGCCUGGCGGCCGUAGCUCUCACCCCCAAGCUGAGCAUUUGUGCGUCCCUGAGGAGCUGCCGCCCUGAGAUCCGGCUGGGGGCCAUCCAGGCCUUCCGGAGGGUUCCCUGCUCUGCAGACCGAUCCGUGCUCUCCAGCCUGUACCAAAGCCCCGAGGAGGACGCUGAGAUCCGCAUCAAUGCCUACCUGGCGCUGAUGAGGUGCCCGAGCGAGGAGGUGUUUGCCCAGGUGCGGCGCACCCAGGCAGGAGAGCCGUCCACCCAGGUGGGCUCCUUUGUGUGGAGUCACCUCCUGCAGCUGCUGGAGACGGGCGACCCCCUGAAACGGGCCCUCCGGGAGGCCAUCCCUGAGGACAUUGUCAGCCAAGAGUUCCAUCCAGAGACCUGGAAACACUCGUCCUACUCUGACGUCACCUUCCGCUCAGCAUCGGGCAGCCUGGGAGCCAACCUGGAGGGGACACUUCUCUUCUCUCCGGCCUCCUUCCUUCCCCGUUCUGCCACAGCCAACCUGACUGUCCAUGCCCUUGGUCAUGCCUUCAACCUCCUAGAGCUGGGGCUCCGGCUGGAAAAUGCCGAGGAAAUGGCCCGCAGGCUAUUUGGCCCGAAGUCAUUCUGGGGGCAGGAAGAGGAGAGACAGGCCCAAGCGGAAAAGCCCCCAGAACCAGGACCAGGACCUACACCGCAGCCAGCCCACCCUGCCUGUCCAGGGGAAAGGUCCAGAAAGAUGAGAGACCUGCAGCGGAAGGUGGCCCAGAGGCAUCGGGAGCGGCGGGCGCUGCAGUGUAAGCUGAGCAUAAAGGUGUUUGGGCACGAGCUGAGCUUUGUGAACUGCGGGGCGAUGGGGAGUCAUGUGACACGCCAGUCCCUGAACCUGGCCGAGCUUGCUGUCAAGCUCCUGAAGGGGCAGGAAGUGCAGCUGAACCGAAGGCUGAACCUGGCCAUGGAGGAGCUCACUUUUCCCACCAUGUCUGGACUCCUAGCCCGGCUGACCCUAAACGCCUCGGCUGCCAUCAGCAUCCAGGUCGGAGGGACAGUCAACUUCCAGCAGCGCUCGGAUUUCUCUGUGAAUGGUUAUGUCAAGCCCAGCGCCCUGCUCCGGAUCUCGGCGCAGAUGGGCACCGUGGGCACCCUGGGGCAGGCUGGGCUGAGGUGGGUGACCGGCGUCCGUGGCACCGCCAGCCUGGAUGGAGGGAUCCGGACGAAGAAGGGCCAGGACCUCAAGGUGCAUCUGAACACACCCGAGGAGGCUGUGGAGCUGCUCCGCUUCAGCUCUCAGCUGUUUCUCAUCACUGGGGAUGGCAUGAGGAGGCUCAGUCAUGCUCACAUCCCUUCUGAGGCCCAAUCCUGUACCGACAAGGAAGCGUCCCGUACUUGGGGCUGGCAGCUGUGCACUGAAGUGAGCUGGCCUCCGCCCGGGAAGCCCUACCUGCUCUCGGUGCCUGUGUUUGCGGCUGUGAUGCUGAAGAAGCAGGACCGGGGGCUCCAACACUAUCUGCUGGAAGCUGCCUAUACCCUCCACCCCCCGAAGGACUCCUGGCUCCCUCAAGAAGCCUCAGCCCACAUCUUCAUGGGCACGCCCAGGUCGGAAGUGCCCAGGGACGUCGGGGUGGAUGUCAGCUACAGCUGGCCCCAGAGGAAGCUCCAGCUCAAGCUCGUCCAUCCCAAGAAGAAAAUUGAGCUGGACGGAAAGAUUGACACUCUGCAAAGCGCCUGCAUGGGUCACCUGGAACUGAUACUGGAUGACAGAGACGUCUACUACAUCAAGGGCCGGAGCAACCUGUGGCCAGCAGCAGGUGGUGGGGCUCAGCGGAUGGAGGCCCAGCUGGAGGUGAAACUGGUGACGUCGGGCAGCCCUGUGGUCCUCGCCGGGAACCUCAGCCGGCAGGCAGGCAGCAGGCUGGCCUUCUCCAUGUCACUGAGCAACCUGCUGAGCGACCCGGCCCACGUGUCAGCACUGCUGGAGAAGAAGGCGGAGGAAGGGCAGCAGGCGGUGGCCCUGGGUGGCGAGCUCUUCGUGCCAGGGCUUGUGGGGCUGCGCACCCUAGGCCUGCUGCAGCAGCGGGGCCGCCUCUGGACCAGCUCCCUGAGGAUCAAGUAUGGCCUCCUGGGUCAGGCGAAGCAGCUGGCACAGGAGUGCAGCACCAGCCAGAAGCUGCGGGUGGAGAGCGGCUCAGAGGCCACGUACAAGCUGGAGCUGGACCAUGAGCUCCACUGCACGCAGAUCCCAGCGUUCAGCCACAAGGUCCAGCUCCGGCAUGAGGAGGGCUCAGGCCACCUCCACUGGGAGCUGGAGGCGAGCUAUGGGAGGCACUGGGAUGACAGCCGCAACAAGAGGCACCUCCGCAUCAGCCAGACCUUCCAGAACGACUCGGGCCCAGCCCUGAGCAAUUACUUCGUGGAGUUUGUGCUGCAGGUGCCUGCGAGGCAGGUGGAUUACCAUACUCAGCUGCACCACUUGAGCCUCCGCCAGCCCCACGUGGAGAGCAGCACGUACCUGAAGGUGCAGUACAAUGGGCGGGUGCCCUUUGUGGCAGGCUUGCAGUGGAAGGACACAUCCAGGGCCACCCUGUGGAAGUGGGAAGGAGCCUUGAACCUGGAUAGUCCAUGGCUGAUGGUCUCUGCGGCUCACAGGCUGUACUGGCCCCACAGAGCCACGUUCCAAGCUGUUUUGGAGCUGACGCUGGGCAAGGCCUGGACCCUCAAGAAUCUGGUGAUGAACAUGGCCUGCAAGAUCCAGGGCCUCCACAGGGAGGGCAAGAUCCACGUCUACACCCCAGCUACCACCUACCUCCGGGUUUCCACAGUGACAGCCGUGGCACAGAGCAUCUUUCGCAGCUGGAGUGAAGUAGAAUCAGCCUGGAGUGCAGCAAUGCAGGGUGAGAUCCAUGCCGAGAACAGCCAGGACCGUAAGAUCCUUCACUGCUGGUUGAAGGGCCCCCAGCAGGAGUUGAAUUUAACGGUGGCCUACAGGCAUACAGAGCAGCCAUGGAAGAGCCACGUGUUGCUGACGGCUCUGGGGGCCAGUGCCGGGGGCCAGCCUCAGGGCCUGCAGUUGGAGGGCGAACUGGAGGAGCUAAUGCAAGACAGGAGGUUGUACCAGAAGCAGGGGACUUUCUUCCUUAGGCACCCUUGGACUCUGCCCGUCCCGCAAAGCAUCCUCCUGCAGGAGACCUUCACGGCAGACAGGCAGCACCAGCGUUACUCCCUGGAGACGAGGGUUGUCCUGGAUGGCCAGGAGGAGACCCUGCAGACCGUGGUCCUGGGCUACCAGGCCGGGCACCCAUACGUCUGCGCGGGCCUGAGCCACCCAUACAACGGCAAGGCCAUCCCCAGGAACGUGGAGGGGUGCGUGGUUACGUGGAACCGGCACAUCGCUAAGAACAAGGACGUCGAGGUCACUCUGAAAGUCAACCAGAAAGUCUUGCUGCACUUAAAGGGUCUGCACCAUGACCGAUCUCGGCGUGGGGAAGUCUGGCACAGCCUGGCCCUGGAUGUGGCUCACUCCUCCCAGCUGAGGUUCCCCCAGGCCCUGAGUUUGGAUGGGGACAUUGUCUUCAGGCGGAGUCACCAGGGAGCAUUUGACUGCGGUGUGGAUGCACGGGCUGUCAUCAACCACAACGUCAUGUCCCAGGUCUCAGUCCAGCUGAACGGGUCUGACUCCCACUUGGUAUUUUCCCUCCAGCUCAGACAUCCCCACAGACCAACAUUUCCUCCAAACUUACAGGUGCAGGCAGCUGCUGGGCGCUACAGAGAGCGCAGCCUCAACGGCUCCCUGUCUGUGCACGUGUCUGGUGAGGUGCUUGUUCUGCUGGAGGCCACCGCCAGCCAGGAUACCUGGAGGAGCAGCCGGGGCUGGGGCAUGGGCAUCCUCCUCCGCCAGGAGGUCCUCAGAGCCCCCAGAGCUGUUCAGCUGCAGCUGUCCGGCAAGGUCGCCCCAGACAGGAUUUGGCUGUUUUCCAAGGCACUGCUAGACCACAACACAGUGCAGCUUUUUCUCAAGGCAUCUGAAGAGCAGAGGGGAGGCCAGGUCCUGACCCUGCAGAGCCGAGCCCAGCACACCUGGGCAGCCGUGCCCCGUCUUCUGACCCUCACAGGUGUGCUGAAGCAGAAGGAGACACUCACAGAAGGUACCAUCAAGGUCACUGCUGACUCAGCUGUGCUGGGAUUCCUCUUGCGGGACAAGCAUGAGAAGGCAGGGAACAGCACCAGCAUGCACAGUGUGACCUGCAUCCUUGCCCAGAAUGGCAGCCGGGCCUUGCCAGGAGAGCUCCAGCUGAGGGGGCGACUGCAGGCCCAGACGGGGAGCCUUGAGGGCCAGGCCAGCCUCCGUGCUGACACGGCCAGCCUAGCUCUGGGUGGAGUCUGCAUCUGGGCCCCUGGGCACGGCCAGCUCUCGGUCAGACUGAGUCACAACAUCAGCACCUUGAGUGAGGCAGGACUCCCCUCCCAGGCAGAGAUUCUCCUACUGCACAACCACGUGGCUUCCAGCCUCUCAGUGCGUGUGACGCUGCGUAGUGCAGAGCGUCAGCUGGAUGCUGCCCUUGGCCUGGAUGGCCCGGUCACCAGCGCCCCGGGCAGCCGGCUCCGUGCCAGCCUUGGCCACACGGUGCCCGGCCUCAGGCGCUGGGGCCUCCCCUUCUCCGUGGAAGGCCGCGGGCACUUGCAGAGCGUGGGACCCAGUCUGGCGGUCGCGCUGGUGGUGAACGUGGAUGGCGAUCAGCUUCGUGUAGCCCUGGAGAGGAGCGGAGCCGGCGGCCACUGGGGGCUGGCCCUGGGGCUGCACCGUGGCCUCUCAAGGCUCCAGGUAAGUGACCCAAGGGAGGCCUUCACAAAGGGAGAUGGGGUCAAGUGGAUCUCAGUCAACUGCAGUGGAGACGCUUCGCCUGCCCAGCUGUCAGGGCUCUGCUGGGGGAACGUCACUGGGUGGCCUCACGAGGUCUCCGUGGACGUUCACGACAGUGACUCUGGCUUUGAGAAUUUGGGACGCGUCUCGGCAGGGGCCACGUCUCUGAACUACUCCGUGAGCUGCCGUCACCGCGAUGGGCGCCUGGAGCUUUCUGGCUGGAGUGAGCACGACAGCCAGGCCCUGUGGCAGGCGGGGUUCCCGGCAGAGGCCCGCAUCAGCGCCGAGCUGCAGACACGCGAGACCCAGACCCAGGCCCGUGUGGUCCUCCGAGGUGGGGAUGGUGGGAUCAGCGUGGACGUGGCAGCCCUGGUGGCCUGGCCGAUGAACGGCCCUCUGGAGCUGGUGGUGAAUGUCAGCCACACGGCGCCCGCUCUCCGGAGGCUGGGCCUGCCCUUCGCCAGCCAGCUCAUGUUCUGGGAGCUCUGGGCAGAGGAGGAGAUGAGUUCUUCCCUGCAGCUGACCUGUGAUUCUCAAGCCUGCCUGGUUUUCAACGUCCGUGGCCAGAACCGGGCGCUCAGCAAGGAGCUGCGGCUCUCAGGCCGGCAUCACCUCCCCAUCCUCCUAGGCUGCUGCCCCAGCAGAGCCUCAGCCUCAGCCAAGCUGCGAUACCCUGAGGGUGGAGCCGAGAGCACCUUUGCCUUGACGGUGGAGGAGCAUCAUUUCCACGUGGGCUCCAGGCUGGUGGCUGCUAAGGACAGUCUCACCAACAUCGUCACGCUGGAACAGACCUUCCCCCAGCUCCACACCCUUCCUGGGGAGCUGGUCCUGCAGACCUCAUACGAGCGAGCCCGUGGCACCCGUGUCCUGCACCACAUGGUGCUGUGGGACGGCCAGGAGAUGGCUAUCAACGGGAGCUUCUCCGGGCCCUUCCUCAAGCCCACCGGGACCCUCAGGCUGCAGGUGGAGCUCACCCACCCGCUGCCGCUCCCCCUGCCUCAGCACUGCAGCCUCCGCCUGGCCUCCGAGCAUUCGCGACGCGGCCACCACGAUGACCUGGUCGUGGGCUGGGAUGGCAAAGACCAGGUGGUGCUGUCCUCCUCUCUUCGGCUGGGGAAGGGCAAGCUGGCCGCCCACGUGGCCCUGGUUCACCCCUUCAGCCUCUCCUGGCGGCGGGCCGAGGCCAGUGGCCUUGCUGAGAGCAGGGGUGGCAGGCAGCGCCGGCAGGUACAGCUUGCCUGGAAUGGAGGGCAGCCUGCGACUUUGCAGCUCACCUGGGCCGACAGGUCCUUGGCGCACAGCACCUCCUGGGACGGUUGCGUGGCCACCUCCCCGGGGCAGCUCUGGGACACCUGGGGCCUGGGCGCCCUCAGGGCCUGUGGGGCCUUAACACAGACCCCAGCCGUGUUCAGCGAGUGGCUCGAUCUGUCCUGGGACGGACGCCGGGUGCAGCAGAACCUGACGUAUGAGAGGCACCAGCCGUCCCGCCCGGACAAGAUCCGUGCAGAGGCCACACUGGAACGCGUCCUCAUGGCCUCCUGCACCACGCAAAGUUUCCAGGGAGUCGUGGAGACUGACUACGCCCGCUGGCUGCGCCAUUCCCUGCAUCUGGGGCUCUGCCACCUGCCCAGGGCCCUCUCGGUCUCUGGGGAGCACACCUUGGGCAGCAGUGGGCUCCUGCUACACUCCAAAUGCCAGCUGGGCCUCGCCCCAGACCCAGACCACAACCUGCACCUCAGCCUGACCCUCCGCAACCACAGCAGGCCCCGGAUGCCUGACUUCUCCGGGGAGCUAGAGCUCCGCGGCCCCAAGGCUCAGCAGUUUGGCCUGCUGGGCCGGGUCUCCACCUCAGCUUCUCGAAGCUUGGUCCAGCUGGAGGGAAAUGUGGACGAUGGGGACGAGAAAGUGAGACUGUUGGUGUCCCGGGCCCCGAACUGCUUCCAGGCCUCGGUGGCCCACGAGGAAGGGAGCCAAGAGGAGAGCGUGGUGCUGCGGGCGUGUGCCCACAGGCGGACUGCGGAGGUGGAGGCCCUGCUCCAGGACAGCGGGCAACCCGUCCAGCCCCUGGGACGCCUGACCCUGCAGGCUGCCAACCAGAGCCUCCGCUUGGCUGCAUACGGCUGCCAGGGGACCCUGCUGGGCCACGUGGAGUCCAGGGUGGCCGCUCUUGGGUCCCAGGUGCAAGCCCGGCUGGAGGAGAAGAUCCAUGGCUUGGACGCCUACGUGAGACGGUUCCAGCGCCUGGUGCAGCCGGCGGGCGCCCUGGAUGGCGCGGCAGGCCCCCUUCUGCAGCUGUGCCAGGCGGGGCUGGGGGCCGUGCGGGAGAGCGGCCGGGCGGUGGCCGCGCUGUGGGACCAGAGCCGGGCCAGGCAGGGGCUGACACACCACGUGCCGCUCUACCUGGGGAGGCUGCAGGCAGGGCUGGAGCAGCUGCGGGCUGAGCUGGAACAGCCCCUGGCCACGCUGAAGGACGCCUACUUGGAGGUGACAGUGCAGCCCCUGGACAAGGUGUGGCAGGAGCGGGCCGAGGAGGCCGUGCAGCGGCUGCAGGCCUGGGUGUCCGGGACGCCGGGGACCUGGGGGUCCGGGCCCAUCGCGGCAGCGCUGGAGGCCACGAGGGGCGCCCUGGAGCUGGCCACCCACCAGAUGCUGUCUUGGGCUGAAGCUGUGUUCUCACAGGCACUGAGGCGGCUCUGCAAACCCUUGUUGGACAUGUACAGCUUCUCAGCCAGGGACCACUCAGUGGUGGUGACACUGCCGAUGCUGCCUGCAGGGGACGAGCCCCUGGACGUGGCCCGGGUGACCAGCCACCUGGUGGAGGAGAAGCUGCUGCGGCCACUCCGAGAGCUGUAUGGGACCAGCGUGCUGGCCGAGUACCACCGGCUCAAACGCCGUCUGCUGGGGGCCCCCUCUGGAUACCACGCUGUGGUGGCCGGUGCCAGGCACGUGGUAACCUUCGACGGCCGGGUGUGGGGCAUCAGUGCCGGCUGUGGCAGGCUGCUGCUGGCCAAGGACUUCGCUCACGACACAUUCUCGCUGACACUAAACCGGGCGGGCUCGGGGCUCACGUCCCUGACCGUGGAGUUGAACCACACCACCCUCGUCCUCUACCCCAGCCUGAAGACCUACAGGCUGUACAACUCCUCCCUGCCUGCGGAGAGCUGUCUGGACCUGGAUCUGCCUCCUGCCAAGACCAGGAGGGACCACGUCCCCAGGAUCGAGCUGACCAGUGAGGACGGUGUGUCUGCUGUUUGUGACCUCCACGCCAGCCUCUGCAGCCUGACUCUGAGCGUCUGGCAGCACGGCCUGUCCGCUGGCCUUCUGGGCACCAACGACAACGAGGCAGGCAAUGAGCUGAUGCUGCCGGACGGCACGGUGGCCAGCAGCCUGGAGGAGUUCACCCCCGCCUGGCAGGUGGGUGGUGACUGCAGGGCUGUGGAGAAGACUCGGCUGGCAUGCCCGGUACAGAGCCCCACCUGCCGGGCCUUCUUCCAGGACCCCCGCUCCAGCCUGGGGAACUGCUUUGGGGUGGUGGACCCCACACCCUUCCUCAGCCUAUGUGUCCAGGACACCUGUGGCACCCAGGAGCGCCAACCUGCCUGCAACCUGGCGGCCGCCUACGUCCACCUGUGUGCCCGGGGCUUCGUGCCCCUGGACCCUCCUCCACAGUGCGGUAAGCAGUCUGACCCCUGCCUGGGGGUGGAAGGUUGA
This is a messenger RNA of Balaenoptera acutorostrata (minke whale), 10044 nucleotides long. RefSeq lists its product as uncharacterized. Gene Ontology annotation, biological process: lipid transport. Bases 1 to 10044 code for a protein of 3347 amino acids. The transcript has 68 exons. Lineage: Eukaryota; Metazoa; Chordata; Mammalia; Artiodactyla; Balaenopteridae. Gene Ontology annotation, molecular function: lipid carrier activity. The record is from RefSeq and is a predicted model, not a curated record.